Messenger RNA from Talaromyces proteolyticus, 6151 nucleotides. RefSeq names its product putative DNA-directed RNA polymerase. Lineage: Eukaryota; Fungi; Ascomycota; Eurotiomycetes; Eurotiales; Trichocomaceae. The transcript is spliced from 5 exons. Gene Ontology annotation, molecular function: DNA binding. The record is from RefSeq and is a predicted model, not a curated record. Bases 414 to 5651 code for a protein of 1745 amino acids. Gene Ontology annotation, biological process: transcription by RNA polymerase II. Gene Ontology annotation, cellular component: RNA polymerase II, core complex.
CCUUCAUCAACGCGACAGCGCAUCCCCCUGCCUCCUGUCAUCGCAGAAUAUCGUGUUUUGCACCGCGAUAUCAUCCCUGAGAGUCAGGACGGUCGCAUCUCCGGCUUUUUCGUCGCCUUUCAUCGCCUGACAGCACCGUGUUUCGUGACGUCCUGUUGUCUGGGUGAACGGCGCCCUCGUGGCAAGGGCUGCCUGCCAAAGGCCUUACCGGCUCGCCGGGUCUUCAUUCCUUUCUGUUAAGUGACGUUAAGUACGCAGUCCGUUCCUUUUCGAGUCGACUCGAUUUUUGCUCGCUCUUCGGUCGAAGCGCUCCUCGCCGUGCGCAGUCGGACGGAAUCCUGCCCGACCGGUAACAUCGACGACUUUUCUCCCACCUAUCUAUUCUCGCGGUUUUCAUCGAAAAGACAUCCACCAUGUCGAACGUUUACUUUCCCUUCUCCAAGGCGCCUUUGCGCACCAUCAAGGAGAUUCAGUUCGGACUUUUUUCCCCUGAAGAAAUAAAACGUAUGAGUGUUGUCCAUGUCGAGUAUCCCGAGACUAUGGAUGAGCAGAGAAUUCGCCCACGAACAAAAGGUCCAAAUGAUCCCAGGCUCGGAACCCUCGACCGUCAGUAUGUUUGUGAGACCUGUGAGGAGGGUCAAAAGGAGUGUCCUGGUCAUUACGGUCAUAUUGAACUCGCCACACCAGUUUUUCAUAUUGGUUUCCUUACAAAGACCAAGAAAUUACUGGAGACCGUUUGCCACAACUGUGGAAAAAUAAAGGCCGAUAUGUCCGAUUCCAAGUUUCAAGAUGCGUUACGAGUCCGCGACCCAAAGCGACGGUUCGACAUGAUCUGGCGUCUGUCAAAGGAUGUGGCUGUCUGUGAGGCAGAUGCCCCUCCAGAUGAUGACCCUUUUUCGAAAGAGGCAUCAAAGCCAGCAAAGGGACACGGAGGAUGCGGCAAUGCUCAGCCAACCAUUCGCAGGGAAGGUCUCACCCUCGUCGGUACAUGGAAACCAAACAAAUCAAUGAUGGAAGAUGAUGUCGACAUGCCGCAGCCUGAAAAGCGGACCAUCACUCCUUCAGUAGCCCACAACAUCUUCCGCAGCAUCUCUCACCAAGAUGUUAGGAUCAUGGGUCUGAGCAAUGACUACGCUCGUCCUGAGUGGAUGAUUCUCACUGUUCUUCUCGUCCCUCCACCUGUUGUUCGUCCUAGCGUUGUCAGCGGCAAGAGCACUAGCGGUCUACGUGCUGAAGAUGACUUGACUUUCAAGCUUGCUGAAAUUAUUCGAGCAAAUCAGAAUCUUCAACGGUGUGAACAAGAAGGCGCGCCAGAGCAUGUCGUUCGAGAAUUCGAAGCCCUGCUCCAGUAUCAUGUCGCCACUUAUAUGGAUAACGAUAUUGCUGGUCAACCAAAAGCUAUGACGAAGUCUAAUAGGCCUGUCAAGGCUAUUCGUGGUCGACUCAAGGGAAAGGAAGGUCGCUUGCGUCAAAAUUUGAUGGGAAAACGUGUCGACUUUUCGGCUCGUACUGUCAUCACUGGUGACCCUAACUUGUCAUUAGAUGAAGUUGGUGUGCCGCGAAGCACAGCCAUGAUUCUCACUUACCCUGAGGUUGUUACGCCUUACAAUAUCGAAUUCCUGCAAAAGCUUGUCAAUAAUGGUCCUACGAUCUACCCAGGCGCUAGAUACAUUGUUCGCGACAAUGGGGAACGCAUUGACUUGCGUAUGGCGCGAAAGACAAACGCUAACCUUCUUUACGGCUGGAAAGUCGAGCGACACAUCAUGGAUGGCGAUGUAAUUCUUUUCAAUCGUCAGCCUUCUCUGCACAAGGAGUCUAUGAUGGGUCAUCACGUGCGGGUCAUGCCUUAUUCAACCUUCCGUCUCAAUCUGUCUGUCACUACUCCUUACAACGCUGAUUUUGACGGUGACGAAAUGAAUUUACACGUCCCUCAAGGCGAGGAGUCUCGUGCGGAACUCCAUCAACUUGCAAUGGUCCCGUUCAAUAUCGUUUCUCCUCAGCGAAAUGGCCCACUUAUGGGUAUCGUACAGGACUCUCUCUGUGGUAUUUACAAGAUCUGUCGCCGUGAUGUUUUCUUAACGAAGGAUCAAGUCAUGAACAUCAUGCUUUGGGUUCCUGACUGGGAUGGUGUAAUCCCUCCUCCCGCUAUUCUAAAGCCGCGACCUCGUUGGACUGGAAAACAGAUCAUUAGCAUGAUUCUUCCGUCUGGAUUGAAUCUUUUGCGUAUUGACAAGGACAAAGCUCCGCUUUCUGAAAAGUUCUCCCCAUUAGCAGAUGGCGGACUGCUCGUGCAUGGUGGUCAGCUGAUGUACGGGAUGUUUUCUAAGAAGACAGUCGGUGCUUCCGGAGGUGGUGUUGUCCAUACCAUUUUCAAUGAAUAUGGUCCCGAAGUCGCUGUAUCUUUCUUUAACGGUGCUCAGCGAGUUGUCAAUUAUUGGCUUCUACACAAUGGUUUCUCCAUUGGUAUUGGUGACACCAUUCCUGAUCAGAAAACCAUUGAACGAAUUGAGGUCGCUGUCCGAGCAGGCAAGGAAGAGGUUGAACAGAUUGUCGCCAGCGCAACUGAAAACACGCUGGAACCUUUACCUGGUAUGAACAUCCGUGAGACCUUUGAAAGCAAGGUAUCGCGUGCUUUGAACAAUGCUCGUGAAGAGGCAGGUAGUGAGACAGAAAAGAGCUUGAAGGAUCUUAACAACGCCAUUCAAAUGGCUCGGUCUGGUUCCAAGGGCUCAACCAUCAACAUUUCUCAAAUGACUGCUAUUGUUGGUCAACAAUCUGUUGAAGGUAAACGUAUUCCCUUCGGAUUCGGGUACCGAACUCUUCCCCAUUUCACCAAGGACGACUAUUCGCCAGAAUCUAGAGGCUUUGUUGAAAAUUCCUACCUACGUGGCUUGACUCCGACUGAGUUCUUCUUCCAUGCUAUGGCUGGUCGAGAAGGUCUUAUUGAUACUGCAGUUAAAACUGCUGAGACUGGUUACAUCCAACGUAAGCUUGUCAAAGCUCUCGAGGAACUUAUGGUCAAAUAUGAUGGAACUGUGCGAAACUCCCUGGGUGACAUUAUUCAGUUCUUGUACGGUGAAGAUGGGUUGGACGGUGCACACAUUGAAAACCAGCGGGUCGACACUAUCAAGUGCUCUGAUGAGCAAUUCCGUGACCGUUUCCGAGUUGAUCUUAUGGACCCGGAGCGAACGCUUGGUCCUGAAGUUCUAGAGCAAGCAACUGAGAUUGCGGGUGACGUUGAAGUUCAGAGGCUCCUUGAUGAAGAGUGGGAAGCACUUCUAAAAGAUCGCGAAUUCCUUCGUUCCGUUGCCAAAGGGGAUGAGGAAAUGAUGCAGUUGCCAAUUAAUGUACAGCGUAUCCUUGAAUCCGCUAAGACUACUUUCCGUAUCAAGGAGGGCACCAUCAGCGAUCUUCACCCGUCUGAUGUAGUUCCUCACGUUCAGGCAUUGUUGGACCGUCUGGUUGUCGUUCGAGGCGAUGACAUGAUCUCUCGGGAGGCACAGACAAGCGCUACCCUUCUCUUCAAGGCUCAACUGCGUUCGAGAUUAGCAUUCAAACGGCUUGUUACUCAGUAUUCUAUGAACAAGCUCGCUUUCAAGCACGUGGUAGGAGCCAUCGAAAUGCGUUUCGCUCAAGCACAGGCCAAUCCUGGAGAAAUGGUCGGUGUUUUGGCUGCUCAAUCCAUUGGAGAACCCGCUACCCAGAUGACAUUAAACACUUUCCACUUUGCUGGUGUCAGUUCCAAGAACGUUACCCUUGGUGUUCCUCGUUUGAAAGAAAUUUUGAAUGUUGCCACGAACAUUAAAACUCCUUCUAUGACGGUUUACCAAGAACCACACAAAAAACAUAACAAAGAAUCUGCCAAGCAGUUGCGAAGCGUUGUUGAACAUACUAGCCUUCGGUCAGUUACUGAAGCCACUGAAAUUUACUAUGAUCCAGAGAUUCAGUCCACUGUGAUCGAUAACGAUAGGGAUAUGGUUGAGUCUUACUUCAUCAUUCCUGAGGACGUUGCAGAUGACUCAUCCCGUCAAUCUAAAUGGCUCCUACGUAUCGUUCUCAGCCGACCUAAACUUCUUGACAAAGGUCUUACUGUUCAAGAUGUCGCGACGAGGAUCAAGGAACAGUAUCCGAAGGAUAUCGCAGUUAUUUUCAGCGAUAACAACGCUGAUGAGCAGGUUAUUCGUAUCCGACAACUGCAUGAUAUUAAAGAAGAUGAAGAUGAUGAGGAUAUGGAGUACGAUGUUACCUUGAAGAAACUAGAACAGCACCUUCUCGACACCCUUACCCUGCGUGGUGUCGCUGGUGUCGAACGUGCCUUCAUUAACGAGAAAGACAAUGUGCGUGUCCUUGAGGAUGGCGCUCUAUUCCAAAGCAAGUCAGAUCCCCUUUGCAAAGAAUGGGUCUUGGAAACCAGCGGUUCAGCGCUGGCCGAUGUCCUCACAAUUCCUGGAGUCGAUACCACCCGCACAUACUCUAAUCAGUUCAUUGAGGUCUUCGAAGUAUUUGGCAUUGAAGCCGCUCGUUCUGCUGUUUUACGAGAACUUACUCAAGUGUUGGCUUUCGACGGUUCCUAUGUCAACCAUCGCCAUCUUGCCCUCCUAGUCGAUAUGAUGACCGUUCGUGGUUAUCUUACACCUGUAACACGUCACGGUAUCAACCGUGCCGAUAAUGGUGCUUUGAUGAGAUGUUCGUUCGAAGAGACAGUUGAAAUUCUACUUGAUGCAGCUGCUUUUGGUGAACUUGACGAUUGCCGAGGCGUUUCCGAAAACUUGAUUCUUGGUCAAAUGGCACCGGCUGGUACCGGAGAGUUUGAUGUGAUUCUGGACCAACCUAUGAUGGAUACAGUGGUUUCACGUAAUACCGGCAUUGGCUUGAUGGGCGGUCUUGGAGCUAAGGACGCAAUGAUCAACGAUGGCGCGGCUACUCAAUAUGACACCGGUUCGCCAAUGAUGGAGAAUGGAUAUAUUGGAACACCAGAUCCCGAUGCGAAGUUCUCUCCCAUUCGGCAGGGUGAUGCGGAGCCAGGUGCUGGUGGCUUCUCAGCCUACCAACCUUCUGGUGGCUUGGGCGGUUUUAGUCCGGCACCUCAGAGCCCUGGUGGUUAUUCUCCAACCAGUCCUUUCAAUACAAGCCCAGUAUCUCCAGGCUAUUCUCCUUCCUCCAGCUAUUCUCCUGCUUCGCCUGGCAUGGCCAUCACGAGUCCUCGAUAUGUCACAUCGCCUGGCUUCUCUCCACAGAGUCCCAACUUCCAGCCGACGUCUCCUGCAUAUUCUCCUACUUCGCCGGCUUAUGGUCAAGCAUCACCUACUUCACCAUCAUACUCUCCUACUUCACCACGGUUCUCGCCGUCGUCGCCAAACUACAGCCCGUCUUCACCUAAUUUCAGUCCUGCGUCUCCAGCUUUCAGCCCAAGCUCUCCGACGUACAGCCCCACAAGUCCGGCAAUUGGUGGCAGCAGACAAUUUUCUCCAUCCUCACCAACCUCGCCCAAAUACUCUCCUGCAUCUCCAGGAUGGUCACCGACAAGCCCGGAGAUAUAUUCCCCUACAUCUCCAAACAUUCAUGGCUCACCGACGUCCCCUCGCGGCGCAACUUCGCCAAGCUACAGCCCGACCUCGCCGCAGUACAACCCGACAUCUCCACGCCAGUAAAUGGAAAGUACUCAGUCCUACUGAGCUAGCUUCCAAAAAUUUCAUUAUUGUAUCACCACUUUCAAUUCUCUACAUAGCAUUGAAAAUUUAUCAUGUCGCAUCCUACUGGUAUGAAAUUGUUUGGUCAUAUCUCUCACAUGGAUAUCCCCUUUUUUUCACAUUUCCUUUUAUCGUUCGUCUCAUUGGUAACGUCUUUUCUAAGACGGAAUGGCAGCUCCCGAGAUAGCCUUAUUUCUUUUGCUGCACCUUGAAAAGAGACAGAUUGAACGUUCAUUCAUCAUCAUUUUUUCCCCGUCUGUUUCUUUUUGGGAAGAUGGGGGCGCAUGUUAGCAUGGAGUUCAGAGAUUUCUUUCCCACUUUUUUGCCUAAUCACAACCAUGGAUCACCAACAAAUUUGAAAGUCGCACAGACAUGUAUUUUUUGUCUCUAUUUUCAUUUUGAUGUACACAGCUGCACCUGACGAGCAAAGAAAUAGAAAAUGAAAACAUUUAAUUCAGCUA